Messenger RNA from Acanthisitta chloris (rifleman), 1310 nucleotides. RefSeq names its product phosphoribosylaminoimidazole carboxylase, phosphoribosylaminoimidazole succinocarboxamide synthetase (gene PAICS). Bases 1 to 1128 code for a protein of 375 amino acids. The transcript has 7 exons. Gene Ontology annotation, biological process: 'de novo' IMP biosynthetic process. Gene Ontology annotation, molecular function: phosphoribosylaminoimidazolesuccinocarboxamide synthase activity. Lineage: Eukaryota; Metazoa; Chordata; Aves; Passeriformes; Acanthisittidae. The record is from RefSeq and is a predicted model, not a curated record.
AUGUUUGUGUUCCAGCUGUGGAGUGUGCCUACUGAUGGAACUAAGCUGCCAUCUUUGUAUUUAGGCAUCAAAACAGCUUUUGUCAGGAAACAGAGUGACACAGCAUUCAUAGCAGCUCACUGUGAAAUGAUCCCUAUUGAGUGGGUGUGCAGAAGAAUUGCCACUGGCUCCUUCCUCAAGAGAAACCCUGGUGUCAAAGAAGGAUACAAGUUUUACCCACCCAAAAUUGAGAUGUUUUACAAGGAUGAUGCCAAUAAUGAUCCACAGUGGUCUGAGGAGCAAAUAAUUGAAGCAAAAUUCUGUUUUGCUGGACUUAGUAUCGGCCAGACUGAAGUGGAUAUUAUGUCUCGUUCUACUCAAGCUAUUUUUGAGAUCCUGGAAAAAGCAUGGCAGCCCCAAAACUGUACUCUGGUAGACCUGAAGAUUGAGUUUGGUGUUAAUACGCUGACAAAAGAAAUUGUUCUUGCUGAUGUUAUUGAUAAUGAUUCAUGGAGACUGUGGCCAGCAGGAGACAGAAGCCAGCAGAAGGACAAACAGUCCUAUCGGGACCUGAAAGAAGUUACUCCUGAAGCAUUGCAAAUGGUUAAGAGAAACUUCGAGUGGGUUUCAGAGAGAGUGGAGCUGCUUCUGAAAACAAAGAGCCAAGGUCGAGUUGUGGUGUUGAUGGGAUCUUCUUCUGACAUCAGUCAUUGUGAAAAAAUAAAAAAGGCCUGUGCAACCUAUGGAAUUCCUUGUGAACUAAGAGUGACCUCUGCUCAUAAAGGGCCAGACGAAACCUUGAGGAUCAAAGCAGAAUAUGAAGGAGAUGGAAUCCCAACAGUGUUUGUUGCAGUAGCUGGCAGAAGCAAUGGUUUGGGGCCAGUGAUGUCUGGGAACACUGCUUACCCUGUUGUCAACUGCCCUCCACUCUCAGCUGACUGGGGUACUCAGGAUGUGUGGUCCUCUCUCAGACUACCCAGUGGUCUUAGCUGUCCUACUACUCUGUCACCUGAAGCAGCUGCCCAGUUUGCUGCCCAGAUAUUUGGGUUGAACAACCACUUGGUGUGGGCCAAACUGAGAUCAAAUAUGCUGAACACAUGGAUCUCCUUGAAGCAGGCUGACAAAAAACUUCGAGAGUGCUCCUUGUAAGUCACAGUAACAAGUAACUGUUACCAGUUACACAAAGAUGGAAUGUGUAUUCAUGCAUAUUAGGAUUCACAUUUGGAUGAGCUCAAAAGUUCUGCAUCAUUUCUUGCAGAAGAAAGCAUUGUUAGAGCAGAAGAUGAAGUCUGUGUCCUCAUCCUUCCCUUGUGUAUUUUUUUUAAUAUAAC